AUGCCUGAUUCAGGAAAAAACGUCUUCAUUGUCGGACCUGGCUUCAUCGGCUGGAAUGUCCUUGACUUGCUCAUUGGCGAAGGAUACAAUGUCACAGGUUUCGUGCGGAGAAAAGAGCACGGCGAGCAGAUCGAGGCCUCCGGGGCUCAAGUGGUGUUCGGAGAUUUGAAUGACAAACAAGUCAUUGCAGAGCAGACUACGAAGCAUGAUAUUGUGCUGCACACAGCAACUGCGGACCACCUCCCCAGCGUCCAAGCCAUCAUCGAUGGAAUAGCGCAACGUGCCGGCAAAGGCCUCUCAACAAUCUUUAUCCACACUUCCGGAACUUCGCUCACGGACGACUUUCAAGAAUUGGGCAACAAUUCCAAGUCCGACAAGAUCUAUCACGACAACAAGCGUGAGGAAGUCGACGCUUUACCCGAUGGUGCUCCACACCGUGAGAUCGAUCUGGCCAUCGCCAAAGCCCAGAGAGACCUGGGAGAGAAGGCCAAGCUCGCCAUCAUGAUCCCCCCUUUGAUCUGUGGCUUCAAUCACCAGCAUAAACGCCUGUCUAUCCAGAUUCCGACUUUGACCCGCUUUGCUCUGAAACGUGGCUAUGCUGCUCACGUUGGUAAAGGUCUCGGCGUGGAGUCCAACAUUCAUGUCCUCGAUCUCGCCAGAGCGUAUGUCGUGCUGCUGCAUCACUUGGAGGCGUCAUCCCCGGCAAAGGCUCUCGAGAACCCGUACUACUUCUGCGAAACCACUGGUGACCAGGAGCCUUCUUGGAAAGAUGUGGCAACCCUUAUUGGCGAGCAGUUGCAUAAGGCCGGCAAGAUCCAGGACCCGACGCCAAGAGAGUUGAAGCAGGAGAAUUGGGGCGAUACAUUUGGCGAGUUUACUGGUGCAACACUCGGUCUGAAUAGUCGCAGUCGAGCAGUGAGGUUGAGGGAGCUUGGCUGGCAGCCGACCGAGAAGGACUGGAAGCGUAGUUACAUUGAGGAUGAGCUGCCAGAGAUCCUCAAAGAAGACCAGAAGGAAUUUGCAGGCUACAUGGGGACUGUUGCAUCGUAG
Molecule: messenger RNA, 1050 nt
Organism: Zasmidium cellare ATCC 36951
Lineage: Eukaryota; Fungi; Ascomycota; Dothideomycetes; Mycosphaerellales; Mycosphaerellaceae
Exons: 2
Coding region: 1-1050 (349 amino acids)
Source: RefSeq, a predicted model, not a curated record